Messenger RNA from Candidula unifasciata, 621 nucleotides. The record is from the annotation of a GenBank genome assembly. Lineage: Eukaryota; Metazoa; Mollusca; Gastropoda; Stylommatophora; Geomitridae.
AUGACUGAAAAUAACAUAACAUACAUGAUGUAUGGCGGAACACUGAUUGGCUCCUACAGACAUCACGGUCUUAUACCCUGGGAUGACGACGUCGACUUUCUUGUUCCACUUGCAGCAAACCAUUCUGUUCAACAAGCAUUCUCACGGAUAAGCCACGAAUACACCAUCAACAAGGACUUAAAAUAUUACUGGAAACUGUACUCAGUCCACGCUGACCCUAUCAGCGGCUGCAGCUGGCGCUGGCCGUUCCUGGAUAUCUUCUUUUUCGAUGAGAACCAAACUCACAUCUGGGAUGUAACCCCGUGGUACGCCGAAUGGUUUUGCUAUCCGAAGACGAUAAUAUUUCCGUUGAGGAGAAGACCUUUCAUGAAUCUAACACUGCUGGCUUCUCACAACACUCGUGCUGUGAUAAAUUCAUACUACAAUAUUGACCUAUGUAGAUCUGGAAAGUGGCUUCACAGUGUGGAGGAGCCUGUUAAUGAAGACAAAGUUCCAUGUUCCCUGUUAUUUUCUAAAUUUGCUUUCGUGCAAAGGGCUUACAUGAAUGGAGGUUGCAAUGAAACAUUAGUUAAAAAUGGGGAAAUAGUCAGCUACUUCUUUGAUGAAGGACAGAAUUGUUAA